Schistocerca serialis cubense is the source of this 1856-nucleotide messenger RNA. RefSeq names its product sesquipedalian-1-like. Lineage: Eukaryota; Metazoa; Arthropoda; Insecta; Orthoptera; Acrididae. The transcript has 3 exons. Bases 223 to 1005 code for a protein of 260 amino acids. The record is from RefSeq and is a predicted model, not a curated record. Gene Ontology annotation, cellular component: early endosome; recycling endosome; trans-Golgi network. Gene Ontology annotation, biological process: receptor recycling; endosome organization; retrograde transport, endosome to Golgi.
CUGGUGCACAAGUGGUCAUUAGUAGGAUACUGUCAAAUUUGAAAGUUGAACUUCAGUAGUUUGAAGUAACUUCGAGAUGAACUGCUCACUGAGUUGUUUAAGUCACCUUCUGUGAAAUGGGCAAUUCAGUCAGUGCAUCAGUUCAAGUGGUGUACACAUUAAUGUAUUAAUCAUCGUGACAUACGAAGUCACAAGUAAGACGACACACCUCCUUUUUCCACAAUGAAGAUAAACGAGAAGAAUUUGGCCGCAUUUGCUUCCUCUGCAACACCAGUGGAUAGGGAAGGCUGGCUUGUGAAAAGGGGUGAAGUAAACAAAGGUUACCAAAAACGCUGGUUCGUUCUUAAAGGAAAUUUAUUGUUCUACUUCGAAAAACGCGGUGAUAAAGAACCAGUUGGCGUGAUUAUUUUGGAGGGCUGUACCAUAGAGUUGGCUGAAGAUGAAGAUCAGUUUGGUUUCAAAAUUGUGUUCCAUGGUCCUGGAAAUCGUAGUUAUGUUCUUGGCGCAGAGUCUCAAGAGAGCAUGGAGCAGUGGAUGAAAGCACUGGCUUGUGCAAGCUAUGAUUACAUGAAACUCAUGGUUGCAGAAUUACAAAGGCAACUGGAUGAAAUGGAAGAGUGUGAAGUCUUAAGUAAAAAUGCAAGUAAGAAAACUACACCUGAGAGCCGUGAACACAAGCCAUCGGAUUCUCCUUUACCACCACCACGACAGCGACACAAUCCCUUCAACAGAAUACAACCAGCUACAAGUUUGGAUGGCCAGAACGGCUCUGGUUUUCCGCACCAUUUCCGUUCUCAUAGUAUCCGGUCAGCACCAGGCAGAUCUGAUGGUACCUACAGAUCCUAUGAGAAUGUUCCCCGAACUAAAGUGACUUUCAGAGAUUUACAUACUGCUUAUGGUCGCAGAGUUCUGACUGAUUUCAAUGCAUGGCGACACUCAAAGAGAUUAGAGCAGGAGAAGAAGCAGGUGGCAGAGUCAUCACAAGACUUACUCAUUACACUGUAAGUCAUUCAUAAACCACAAAAUCACUGUGGAGAUAUUAAUCAUAUUGUUGAUAUUGCUAUAAUAAUAGAUAUUCUGUGCUUAUUACAUUCAAAAUGCAUUGCUGCAGUAUGUGGUGUGUAAUUUAUCUUAUUUAUUAUUAAGGUCUCGAAAACUUGAGCAGUAAAUAAACAUAAACAAGUCAUACUUAUCAGUUGAUGAAUUAGGACCAAGUGAACAGAUUAAAAAAAUAUAUCUUCUUUUAAAGACAAUGAACAUUUGGUAACUAAAAACUGAGUUUGAAGUGAAAAAAUCCAUCAUUCACGGGAUGAAAAUAGUAUCACUUGAUUCUUUGUCUUCAGAAGCUAAUGUUAUUUUGCAUGUCUCAUGACCACAAGAGUAUUAUAGCUCUCUAGGAGUAUAUUAUUUUCCCUUCAUUACUGCUGUAUUAUUUACUGACUAAUUUAGAAAUGUAGGGGCAAAAGAUGUAUAAUUGAUGAGUAAUGUCUAUUUUGAUUCUUGUAGCGUUUAUAAUGUGCACAUGUGUAACGCUGUUAUUGUACAACAUCUCAGUGACCUGAUUAUUUAACAUGUAUUUUCUUCAUAUUAUUUAUAAGGCUAUGUAAGGUAUAGUUGAUUAUAAUAGAGAAGCAUUAAAUACAUAUAUUUUCUUAGUGGUUUUGAUGUACAAUGGCAAUGACUGUUAUGCAAGCUAUCUUAUAAAAGUCUUCCAAUAGAAAUUGCCUCUUGUUAUUGUACAUAAAAGUAAACAUCCUGUGUUUUGUUUCUGUAAUAUUUAUGCUGUGUAGAAUUAUUAUUACAUUAUACAAUCUGUAACUGAAAGGACAUAACGUAAAAUAAACUCAUUGAUAGAA